Messenger RNA from Phytophthora sojae, 2046 nucleotides. RefSeq lists its product as hypothetical. The transcript has a single exon. Lineage: Eukaryota; Oomycota; Peronosporomycetes; Peronosporales; Peronosporaceae. Bases 1 to 2046 code for a protein of 681 amino acids. The record is from RefSeq and is a predicted model, not a curated record.
AUGCACCGGACAGGACGCACCGAAGUCCUCUACAUCAAGAUGCGGUUCAUGUUUUGCCGUACGCACGCUUCGGAUCAACUAACAGCCACGCCACAGCAGCGACUUCUACGUGGCUGGGCUGCAGACCCGCGUGAAAAUUGUGUCAAGCGUUGGUGGCGCCUUGCGAACGCGACAGCUGAUGGACGCGCUUCCGGCUCAGAUGCUGGACACAAUAAGCGUCUGUAUACUGGAGUUCAUCGCGGACUCGUAUCUCGGCAAAGGCGCUACACAGCGAUAGGCGAGCAUGACUCACGAGAUGCUCCCAAGGCAAAGGCGAGCUCCCAUGCUCUCUCGGUGCAGCACCUAUCGACGAUAGGAAGCAAGACCCCCGCCAUGUGGAGCCAUCGCUGGCAUUACGCCACGUUCGACUCUGAGGUUCGCCUCGUUUCUGAAGCUCUGCGAGUCAUCUCCGGAUGGGAGCCACGCCCGAUCUGUCUGUUGGGUGUUCAUCUCCGUGUGCCUCCGAACGGAUGCGCGGAUACUCUUGCUGCUCGAACGGGGCGUCAAACGAGCGCCUGUGCACGGCACAGCAUACCGCCGGCCGCGCUGGUUCAGGAUCUUGUCGCCGCCCUCAGUUCCUCACUUUUCAAUUUACUUUGCUUCCAACAAGCAUCGUUCUCCACCCCCAGCAAUUGCUACCUACACUCCCUGUCACUCGACGACACUCCAUCGACAAUGAACCUCACCAAGUUGGCUGCGUACCUGGCUGUCGUGUCCCUCGCCGUCGGCUCCUUCGCGGAUGCCUCUGUCCCCACGACCGGCUACGCUGUUCGUCGGCUAGGAGCUGGCGGCGGCGUUUCGACCUCGACGACCGGAGUCGCCGCUGACACUGCGACGCAGCAGACGACCACGACGACAGACACUGCAACGCAGCAGCAGCAACAGCAAUCUACCCAAGGCGGCCAGACCUCGACCCAGGGCGGCCAGACCUCGACAGACUCUGGAAACCAAGGAGGACAGUCAUGGAACCAGGGCGGCCAGCACGGAGGAGACUCCAACCAGGGAGGCCAAGGCCAAGGCAAUCAAGGUAGCGGCCACAACUGGGGCCAGGGCAACCAGGGCGGUGACGCUGCAACUACCCCAUGUCCGAGCGACGAUGCCAACCAGGGCGGCCAAGGCCAGUGGAACCAGGGCCACAACUGGGGUCAGGGCGGCCAAAACCAGUGGAACCAGGGCAGCGGUCACAACUGGGGCCAGGGCGGCCAGGGCAACCAGGGUGGACAAACGUGGACUGGAACCCAGGGAGGCGACGCUGCUACUACGCCGUGUCCGGGCGACGACGCUAACCAGGGCGGCCAAGGCCAAUGGAACCAGGGCAGCGGCCACAGCUGGGGACAGGGUGGCCAGGGUAACCAAGGCUGGGGUCAAGGUGGCCAGGGCAACCAGGGCGGACAGACUUGGACCGGAAACCAGGGAGGUGAUGCUGCUGCUACGCCGUGCCCAAGCGACGACGCGAACCAAGCUGGCCAAGGCCAGUGGAACCAGGGCCACAACUGGGGUCAGGGCGGCCAGGGCCAGUGGACCGGUAACCAGGGAGGCGACUCGGCGGCCGCGCCAUGCUCCGGCGACAGCUCGAACCAGGGCGGCGAGGGUCACUCGUGGGGACAGUGGGGCCAGGGCGUCGGAGGAAGCCAUGCAACGCAGAACAACGGUGGCGACAGCACUAACCAGUGGACUGGAACUGUGACUACACCGAACCAAGGCUCGGCUGGUGGCGACCACACUCCUGUCACGCAGGGUGGCGAUUCGAGUGAGACGCCGUGCCCGAACGACCAGGGCUCGGCUGGGUCUCCUCCCGAGACCCCCUCUGUUCCGGAACCCCCUGUGACUGAAGCCCCGUCUACCGAGGCCCCUGCUACCACCGCGCCCCCGGCGACGACGGCCCCGCCGACAACGGAUGCCCCCACUACCCAAGCUUCUGCGACCAAGACCGGCGUCACUCCUGCCGCCCAGUCGGACGAUUCGACCACGCAGCAGUCCGCCGUUCAGUCUCGCCUUCGUCACUAG